Camellia sinensis is the source of this 822-nucleotide messenger RNA. RefSeq names its product RING/U-box superfamily protein (gene ATL8). NCBI's taxonomy places the organism in Eukaryota, Viridiplantae, Streptophyta, Magnoliopsida, Ericales, Theaceae. The record is from RefSeq and is a predicted model, not a curated record.
CUUUCACUAUUUAUCACCCUCUAUUGCUUCAAUUUUUUAGUUAUACAGUAGUCAAGUGUACAGAAGCUUCUGUAUAAAAAGCACCCAAGUUCAUUGCAAUUUUGCUCACAGAUUAGUCCAUUCAACUUCAAACCUUUGAUUCUUCACAAUUCUCUCUCUCUCUCUCUCUCUCUCUCCCCACAUGACUCUUCGUUCAAGAAUUCUCGGCGACGUCAAUUCGUCGACGAAAGAAUCGGAGAACUUGCCGGCGACCGACGACGUCGAUUCAGACUUCAUCGUCAUCCUUGCUGCCCUGUUGUGUGCCCUAAUCUGUGUCCUCGGCCUCGUCGCCGUCGCUCGCUGGGCCUGGAUCCGCCGGAUCUCCGCCAGAGCCACCGGCCGUUCAUCUCCUCCGCCACCGGCGAACAGAGGCCUCAAGAAGAAAGUCCUCAAAUCUCUUCCGAAGCUCACUUACACCGUCGACGACGCCGGUAAAUUCUCCGAUUGCGCCAUUUGCUUGUCGGAAUUCCUCGCCGGAGACGAAAUCCGCGUGUUGCCGCAGUGCGGCCACGGUUUCCACGUCGCAUGCAUCGACACGUGGCUUGGAUCUCAUUCAUCGUGCCCGUCGUGUCGUCAGCUUCUGGUGGCGUCCAGGUGCCAGAAGUGCGGUGGAUUGCCGGAGAGCUCCUCCGCCGGAGCUGAGACAGAGGCUAGGUUGGAGCAACGGAGGCAACCAGAUGAUGUGCGGUUCUUGCCUUAGCUAGAGUCAAAUUAUUUUUUCACUUUAAUGUUGGGGGCAUUUAAAUUUCUAGGCCUCAAGCAAUUAUAAUUUGGCCAAACAAA